AUGGAUAAUGGCGCAGCGAUCGACUCGGAAUCCGCCUUUGACACUUCACCUCGAGAUCCCAGCCAGACGUUUGAUCCCUGUAUAGAGGACAACAUCGAUGAUCCUAUCAAUGCCGAAGACUUAGAUGAAACCAUUGAAGCAACUGAUAAAGACGAUAGUAAUGUUCAUGAUACACAGGUGCGGAGCGGUGACGCUUCGAUGCCUUCGGAGACUGCUGAAGUCCCAUCGAAGUUGCUUUACCUCCCUAUCUCGCGAAUCAAAUCAAUCAUUAAAACUGUGCCUGCCGUUCAGCUAGUUAAUUGUGAAGCCGUUGCUUUAAUCGGAAAGUCAACUGAACUCUUCCUCAGCGAACUGGCAAGAGAGGCUCAUCAAAUGGUUAUGGAAUCUAGUAAGAAAACUCUUUCACUGGCUCACAUUGAGGGUGCCAUUCAAACUCUCCCCCAGUUUGAAUUCCUUGAUGGAAUGUUAGUAUAA
Messenger RNA from Hydatigera taeniaeformis, 474 nucleotides. The record is from the annotation of a GenBank genome assembly. Lineage: Eukaryota; Metazoa; Platyhelminthes; Cestoda; Cyclophyllidea; Taeniidae.